AUGUCAAGUACCAGCACAACGACCGUCCAGAGAGCGACGCGGGACCGACAGGAUGGAAUCAAUGUCCAGGCGCAGAAAGGCGUCAAGUCACCCCCGGCAUCUCUGCAAUCAAUUCGUCACCCAACACAAGAAAACCACUUUCCGGAUGAAGAUGGCCGGGCAGAGUCUCCGGGUCGGACAUUGGAGCAGAUGCUCUACGAAGAACCUUCUUCUGGCAACGAGGACAGUCACCGUGUCUUCGAAGUCAAAGAGUCCUGGAACCAUCCUCGCAUCAACAUCUACCGCCUCGCAGCCGUCUUCUUUGCCCUCUUCAAUCUUGGAGUCCACGAUGCUGCUUAUGGACCACUGAUCCCUUCAUUGGAGACGUAUUACGGUCUCAACUACACAACUGUGUCCCUGGUAUUCUUGGCCACGUUUCCGGGAUACGUGCUUGCGGCUCUCUCCAGCGACAGGCUGCAUCUGCGGUUUGGAAGACGAGGUCUGGCGGUAUUCGCAUCGGCUUGUCGAUUGGCCGCAUAUAUCGCACUAGUCUGCCAUCCACCAUGGGCUGUCAUCAUCGUGAUGUUGGUCUUCUGUGGGUGGGGAAACGGUCUGCUUGAUGCAGGAUGGAAUGCCUGGGUGGGAGAUCUCAACAGUCCAAACGAAUUACUGGGCCUGAUUCAUGCACUGUACGGACUCGGUGCAGCGGUGGCGCCUUUAGUCGCAUCAGCCAUGGUGGACAAGUAUGGUCUGAACUGGUACGACUUCUACUUCAUUCCUCUCGGUCUGGCUUCGCUGGAGCUCCUCAGCGGUAUGGCUGCCUUCUGGAAAGACGCUGGUGCCGACUUUCGAAGUAAGAAUACCGAUGCCGGAAACGCAGGUGGACGGACAAGAGCUUCUCUGAAGAGCAGAGUCACUUGGACAGUUGCCAUUUUUCUGCUCGUGUAUGUCGGCUCUGAAGUGUCGCUUAGCGGAUGGAUUGUGACUUUCAUGCAGCGAGUCCGGGGCGCCCAGCCUUUCGACUCUUCGCUGACUUCGACCGGCUUCUGGCUCGGCGUGACUCUGGGCCGUGUGGUACUGGGAUUUGUCACCGGACGCAUCGGCGAGCGCUGGGCCAUUGUGGGAUACCUGCUUCUCGCCAUGGGCCUGGAACUGAUCUUUUGGCUGGUACCGCAAUUUGUCGUCUCAGCUGUCGCUGUUGCUCUGCUGGGCUUCUUCAUCGGCCCAAUGUUCCCGGCUGCUGUUGUGGCAUUAUCAAAGUUACUACCGAAGCACCUGCAUGUUGGCGCCAUCAGCUUCGCGGCCGCUGUAGGGAUGGGAGGCGCGGCAGUGCUGCCGUUCGCAGUCGGAGCCAUCGCAAGCGCCGCUGGCGUGAAGGUUCUGCAGCCCAUCAUUCUGGCCCUUCUGGCGAUGCAGUUGCUCAUGUGGCUCUCAUUGCCUAAGUUGCCGAAAGACAAGCACAAUGACUAG
This is a messenger RNA of Lecanosticta acicola, 1449 nucleotides long. Lineage: Eukaryota; Fungi; Ascomycota; Dothideomycetes; Mycosphaerellales; Mycosphaerellaceae. The record is from the annotation of a GenBank genome assembly.